Molecule: messenger RNA, 351 nt
Organism: Knipowitschia caucasica
Lineage: Eukaryota; Metazoa; Chordata; Actinopteri; Gobiiformes; Gobiidae
Source: the annotation of a GenBank genome assembly
AUGGCCGUCACCUCCGUCAUGUCCUCGCCCGCAGUCCCGCCCACUUCAGCCACGCCGCCUCCCAUUGGACACGGGCUCAGCGUCUCGGCCCCUCAUUGGCUGCGCUGCUUGUCAGUCCCCGCGCUUGUCACUGACGUCGGCGCUACACUGUGUUCGCUGUGUGAUCGCCUGGGUGGACAUCGUGGCAAGGCUAUUUUCGGCUUUUAUCAGCAAUAUCCCAGGGAGUCGGACCCGCUCCUGACCACAGCAGCUGCAGGAAGCCUGGUGGACUCGGCCCCUCUCAAAACUUCCUCCGCUCAAGCCUCGCCGAACAAGAAAUGUGUGUGUGUCCUGGAACGCACCACUGUCUGA